UUUCGUUCCGAGCAGACGAAUGAAAAAGAAAGCUUCCUAAUCGAGAGACAUCUUGAUUGAUUCCCGAUAAAUCGGGGUAAACCACAGAUUAAACGUCUUAAGUUGUAUAAUCUUGGUUUUGUAUAAGCCGCAUUAUUCUUAUCGAUGCGCUAAAUGAAUGCUUUGUGCACAAGAUAUCUGUGCCACGUCUUCCAACGAUAUUCGUAUAAAUACCAGAGGAGUCUCCGGUGAAAAGCACAGAAGCCCAAGAAGCCGAAUCAACAUGUUCCAACAACUGAGUCUACUAGCACUGUUGGCGCUCGCUACAGCGAGCCCAACGCACAAGUUCAUCCCUCUGAACCCGCUAACCCCUAGCGGUCAGAUAAUCGGAGGCACGGACGCCAAGAUCGAGGAAUUUCCUCACCAGGUGUCUCUCCAGAGCUCCGGCUUCGGCUUCUGCGGCGGUAGCAUCAUCUCCGAUGUCUGGGUCGUCACCGCAGCCCACUGCAUGACUUCUUACCCCGCCAGCUGGAUAACCGUCAGAGCCGGCACCGCCACCAAGUCCUCCGGCGGCAGCCUUCACCAGGUAGAGCAAGUCAUCAUCCACGAGAACCACGUGACCAACAGGUACGGAGUCCCAGAGAACGACGUGGCGGUCCUCAAAGUGAAGACACCCUUCAAACUGGACAAGACCCGCCAACCCAUCAAGCUUUUCAAGAAGGGAGAAGAGUCCGUCGCCGGAGUCAGCGCCGUGAUCACCGGAUGGGGCGCCACCAGGGAGGGUGGAAGCACCAUCGACCGUCUCCAGACCGUCAACGUGCCUAUCGUCUCCAAGAGCUCCUGCGACACCGCAUACAAAUCCUACGGAGGUCUCCCCAGCGGACAAAUCUGCGCCGCGGUGCCCGAAGGAGGAAAGGACGCCUGCCAAGGUGACUCUGGCGGUCCUAUGACCAUCGGCGGCCGUCUCGCCGGGCUUGUGUCCUGGGGCUACGGAUGCGCCAGACGCGGAUACCCCGGUGUUCACACCGAGGUCGCCGCUUACAGCGACUGGAUCUCUUCCAAGACUGGAGUCAAACUGUAAACCCUUUAUAACGACCGAUUUGCCUACAAUUGACGAACCUUCGUCGAGCUUACAUUCUUUAGCCUUAUGUCUUAGAGCGCAUCUUAUAUUUGUAAUCCUUGUAAUAAAGCAUUGUGUUUGAAA
Molecule: messenger RNA, 1183 nt
Organism: Megachile rotundata (alfalfa leafcutting bee)
Lineage: Eukaryota; Metazoa; Arthropoda; Insecta; Hymenoptera; Megachilidae
Product: mite allergen Der f 3
Biological process (GO): proteolysis
Molecular function (GO): serine-type endopeptidase activity
Source: RefSeq, a predicted model, not a curated record